Molecule: messenger RNA, 4475 nt
Organism: Cricetulus griseus (Chinese hamster)
Lineage: Eukaryota; Metazoa; Chordata; Mammalia; Rodentia; Cricetidae
Source: RefSeq, a predicted model, not a curated record
CUGGACAGACUGCUGCCACGCCGGCUGGCUAGGUUGCUCUAAUCAGACAACACUAAUUAGGACCAUGAAGAUGGAAUAUAGGGAUAUUUCAUGUACUGUCAGAGUGAAUGAAGUCAACACACUCAAGGUCAUCAAGAGUACUUCCUCGCUGUCUACAGACAGCCCCUGAUCAAUCUGUUUUGAGAGUGAAACAACUGAUGGAAAAGUUAGAUGAUUACAAACAAAAUGUUGUUGGGGUUUAGUGUCUGGAAACAAUACAUACUGCAAACAGAACACUGAAACAACAUCAGUAAUAUAGAAAGUUUAGGUGCGCUUAUGAGGAAACCUAAGUGUUUUUUUCCAUGUAGGAAACAAGAAAGCAAUGCUUGCGACUGUAGUCUUGGUCAAACAUUUUGUGGAUGAAGAAAAUUUUGUGACUCAUUGUCCAAGAUCACCCUGCUGCAUCACAAAUAAAGUGGUAUCCAAUCCUACUCUACUUUUAUUGAAAGCUCAUGCAAAUAAUAUGCUUUAUUACAUUUUCCUGCUACAGUAGUCCAUAUUCUAGCUGCCUGAAAAAAUUCAUUGUUUUCAAAACUCACCCCACUUUCUGCAUCUAUGUUGGUGGAAUUGUAUAUACCCAUGAUAACCUACCUCAAUGUGGACAUUGCUGAGGAAAUAUUUUUCCUGAGUCAAAUGUGCAAUUGCUUCUGGUUCUUGAUCUUCAUACUUGAGCACUUUAUUCAUGCUGUAAAUCUAUAACAGAAUUUAAAUCUAGCACUUCUGUGUCAUGUAUACUCUUAUACAUCAAGACCUACAGCUUAUUUCUCAAAAAACUAAGCCAUUAAUAAUUAAUGGUUUACUGAUAACUAUCUCUACCAUACCUCACAUUUCUGAAAACUAUGUCUGUGCGGGGCUUUCUUUUGGGCCAUCAGCAAGCUCCCAAAUCAUGACCCAAACACUUAGUUAUGAAUGAUCUGCCUUAGCUUAGGCUGCUGUUUUUCUUCAUUUGCCUUUUGCCUUAAGACUUUUUACCUUUUUGUAUAUCUCACUUUUGCUGUUUCUUGUGUGGGCAGUGGCUUCCUGGCUUCUGGCCAUGGGAAUGCUCUUCUUUUUCUCCCUCAUUCUCCCUUAUUAUCCUUCCUUUGCCUGGAUUUCUCUUCUUAUUUAUUUUCUCUGCCUGCCAGACCUGUAUUUCCCUCCCCUGCCUAGCUAUUGGCCAUUAAUCUUUUAUUAGACCUAUCAGGUGUCUUAGGCCAGGGAGGAGAAACAAAUGCAAUACAUCUUUACAUCAUUAACAAAGGCAGCAGAAACAAAUGUAAUGUACCUUCACAUAGCUAAAGAAAUAUUCCAUAGCAUAAACAGUUAUAACUCAUCUUUUCCUAGUUAAAAUCAUAUUCCACAACAUAUGUCUGCUUUCCCUAAGUUAAUUUUCACAGUGUCUAUAAGUUUUGUGCUCCUUAAGUUCAUACCAUCAAUUUUGCUCAGUUAUGACGAAUGAUGAAUUCGUUUCCUCUUCAUAUUCUCUUCCAAGCAUUUAUACACAUCCCCUUCUCCCUUGUUUAUUGAUAGAGGCUGCAGAAAGUGUUUCUCCUCCCUGACCUCUCAGUUCCUCACCACAUCAUCCCUUGGAUAAAAGUUAGACUGAAGUCUAAGACUAAAAUACUAUUUAUAAUUUGCACCCCAAUGGUAACUCUUUCUCAAUUUCAUAGUUGUCCUUUUGUCUGAUGCACAUUCAUUGUGUGUGUGUGUGUGUGUGUGUGUGUGUGUGUGUGGGUGUGUGUGUGUGUGCGCGCGCGCGCGCGCGUGUGCGUGUGCUUUAUUAUACAGGAGGGUUCACUUGUGUAGGUGAUUUCACAUGCAUAAGGGGGCAUGUGUUUAAUACUUGAAAUCUUUCUCAGUGGUUCUUCACUUUCUAUUUUGAUGCCUAGUCUCUACACUGAAACCAGAGGUUGCCAAAAUGGCUGAUCUAUCUAAACUGCUUGUUUAAGUGAAUUAAUAAUAUCUUCACCUUCUAAGCAGAGGAAGACAUUCUAAACAAUGGAAUCAUAAGCAAGGUGCUACACCUAUCUGGCAUUUACAUGGGUUUGGGGACCUGAACUCUUCGAAAUCACAUUUGCUGCUUAUGCUGCAUGCAUUUUAAAUGCUGAUCCAUCUCCUCAGAUUCAAUGGGUAGCAUUUUAUCAGAAUGUGGCAGAGGAUUUCCUUCACAUAUUCAAGUUCUUACAUUCUUCCCCCAUGUCUGGCAGACAUUAUUGACAAAACAAGGAUCCAUUCUCUUCCUCACUGGUUCUACCUGUGGCUUUAUAGCUCUUCUCAAAAUGGCAUUCCAGGCAGCCACUAAAACUUGAGGAAAGUGACCUUCCAUCUUGGGUUCCUUGAUAUAAGUCUGAUAUGCCUUCAGUUAAGCAUUUUACAUAAGACAUGGGUGAUAUGAAUCAGUCCGAGUCCUCCAACUUCAUCCUGGUGAGCCUCUUCAGCAGAUCAGGUUCACAUGAACUCCUUCUCUCCCUGGUAGCUGCCAUGUUUAUCAUUGGCCUUCUGGGAAACACUAUUCUGCUCUUCUUGAUCCGGUUGGACUCCAGACUCCACACACCCAUGUACUACCUGCUGAGUCAGCUUUCGCUCUUAGAUGUUUGUUUCCCCCUGAUCACAAUACCCAAGAUGGUAUCAGAAUUCCCUAAGAAAGAGAGCUUGAUUUCCUUUGGAGGUUGUGCUGCACAAAUAUUUUUCCUGACUAUGAUGGGUGUGGCUGAAGGAGUCCUGCUGGCCCUCAUGUCUUAUGACCGCUUUGUGGCAGUGUGCCAUCCCCUACAGUACCCUGUACUCAUGAGACAUCAGGUGUGCAUAUUUAUGGUGGCAUUUUCCUGGCUAGUAGGUGUGCUCAAUGGCUCCAUCCAGACUUCCAUCACUCUGAACUUUUCCUACUGUGCCUCUCGAGUUGUAGACCACUUUUUCUGUGAGGUUCCAGCACUGCUGGAAAUCUCCUGUUCAGAUACCUCCAUGUAUGAGUUGGCACUAUCUGUCUCUGGGGUACUGAUCCUCAUGCUCCCCCUGUUGCUCAUCAUCACCUCAUAUGGCCUAGUUUUGAGGGCUGUUCUACAUAUGCAUUCACAGGAAGCUCGGAAUAAGGCCUUCACUACCUGCUCUUCCCACAUCACAGUAGUGGGACUCUUUUACGGUGCAGCAGUGUUUAUGUAUAUGGUACCUAGUUCAUAUCACAGCCCAUACCAGGACAACAUGGUCUCCCUUUUCUACAGUCUCAUCACCCCUACUCUCAACCCCCUCAUCUACAGUCUGAGGAACCGAGAGGUGCGGAUUGCUUUCCUAAAAUUGCUUAACAAAUUUAGAAACAGACAAAAUUGAUAACUAUAUGAGAAUUUCAGUAGUGCUUCAUCCAUGAUUUCUAAAUUUUUCUACCUGUGGUACAACUGCAAUGGACUUAUUAUCAAAACUAAUUGUCAUGUUCCUCAGUCCUAUAAAUAAGUUCCUGUUUCCUCUACAGUUCUAUGGAAAAAAUAAUAGUGUCAAUCACAUUUCCUUGAUCAUCUCUCUGGUAAAGAAGUGUUUUCAUAGAUAAAAUGCCUCAUUUUGUAAAGUUCAUGUCUUUCAGUUUUUUAAUUGAUAAUCUGAGCACUAAAACUUAAUAUGCAUUGACUAGUGGUUCUACUAAGUAUUUAGUUUGUGUUUAUGACAGCUUUGAGAUUUAAGAACUAUUACAAUUUAGAUUUAAGAAAAAAAGAGACACAAAUGUAUAAAGUAAUUCCCCAGAGGUAACAAAGGAAAAAAUGACAUAGUUACAGCUUGAAGUUGUAAUGCUUAAGAAAAAGGGAAGCCCACAGUCACUACAAUGAUUGAUGGGCUGACACAGAAAACUGGUCAGUAUAACAAAUAAACAUGUUUAUGUGAGUGUUCACGUGUACAGAGAAACAUAAUGUUUGUUGGAUAUUUUGAUUUGUCAAUGUUGUCUAUCCAUCAGACUUUUAAAAUAAAUUUGUAUUGAAAUUAAAAACAAUCUUAUUUUACAUACCAAUCCCAGUUCCCUCUCCCUCCAGUCCUCCAUGCCCUGCAGCAAUUCCCCAUCCUAAACCAAUCCCCUUCCCAGGAAGGGUGAGGAAUUGAUGGGGGAUCAUCAAACUCUGUCACAAGGGGUCCUGUCCCUUGUGUCUAACUAAAAGAGUACUCCUCCAUAGGGAUUGGGCUCCAAAGUCGAUUAGUGCACUAGAGGCCCAAUAGACUGCCAAUUCCUCCCACAGACACACAUGUUCAGGGGGCCUGGUUCAGACAUAUGCUGGUCCCCUAUCUUUCAAACUGGUUUCCUUGACUUGCUCAGGACCACUGUUUCUGAGAGUUCCCCAGCAUGGUCUUGAACCACUUGCUCAUCACUCCAUCCUCUCUAGAACUGGAUUCAAGGAGUUGGGCUCAGUGUUUAGCUGUGAAUCUCUGCUUCUGCUUUUAUAAUCUACAGGGUGAAGGCUCUGUGAUGGCAUUUAAGGUAG